AGCGCCUGUGCAUGUGACUGUCACAUGAUAGAUCCGAGUGUUGUCGUCUAUCAGCUGUUCGCUCAGGAAGCUGUUGCAGGGUGUUGUGGAUCUUUAUUCUGACUCGUAUACAGUGUAGUGGACAAAUAAGAGCAUGGAUAUUCGAGGGGCUGUGGACGCUGCAGUCCCCACCAACAUCAUUGCUGCAAAGGCAGCUGAGGUGCGGGCCAACCUGGUCAACUGGCAGUCCUACCUGCAGAGUCAGAUGAUCUCAGCAGAGGACUGCGAGUUCAUCAAGAAGUUUGAAGUGGCUAAUUCUGACGAGAAACAAGUUAUUCUGACCAAUGAAGGACAACAGUGUGCCAAGACCUUCCUCAACCUGAUGGCCCACAUCUCCAAGGAGCAGACUGUCCAGUACAUCCUGACUCUGAUUGAUGACACCCUGCAGGAGAACCAUCAGAGGGUGAACAUUUUCUUUGAUUAUGCCAAAAAGACUAAGAACACUGCCUGGUCCUACUUCCUCCCUAUGCUGAAUCGUCAGGACCCUUUCACCGUUCACAUGGCGGCUAGGAUCAUUGCUAAACUAGCUGCCUGGGGCAGGGAUCUGAUGGAGGGAAGUGACCUGAACUACUACUUCAACUGGAUAAAAAGUCAGCUCAGUUCACAGAACCUACAUGGUACAGGUCCAGACACAGUUUCAGGAGCAGGAACUAUAUCCCCCAGUGAAAGCUCUCAGUAUGUCCAGUGUGUGGCUGGGUGCCUUCAGCUGAUGCUGAGGGUCAAUGAGUACAGGUUUGCCUGGGUGGAGGCUGAUGGAGUCAACUGCAUCACAGCAGUGCUGAGCAACAAGUGUGGCUUCCAGCUCCAGUACCAGAUGAUCUUCUGUGUUUGGCUCCUGGCCUUCAGUCCUCAGCUCUGUGAGCAGCUGAGACGCUACAAUGUUGUGCCAGCUUUGUCUGACAUCCUCCAGGAGUCUGUCAAGGAGAAGGUCACUCGAAUCAUCCUUGCUGCCUUCAGGAAUCUUCUGGAGAAGUCUGCGGAGCGGGAGACUCGUCAGGAGUACGCUUUGGCCAUGAUUCAGUGCAAGGUGCUCAAGCAGCUGGAGAACCUCGAGCAGCAGAAGUACGACGAUGAGGACAUCACUGAGGACAUUAAAUUCCUGCUGGAGAGGCUGGGAGAGAGUGUGCAGGAUCUCAGCUCAUUUGACGAAUACAGCUCUGAACUCAAGUCUGGCCGUCUGGAAUGGAGUCCCGUGCACAAGUCUGAGAAGUUCUGGCGUGAGAACGCUGUCCGUCUGAAUGAGAAGAACUAUGAGCUACUCAAGAUUUUGACGAGGCUUUUGGAGGUGUCUGAUGAUCCUCAAGUCAUUGCAGUGGCAGCUCACGACAUAGGAGAGUAUGUGCGACAUUACCCACGUGGCAAAAGGGUGAUUGAGCAGCUGGGAGGAAAACAGCUGGUGAUGAAUCAUAUGCACCACGAGGACCAGCUUGUCCGCUACAAUGCCCUUUUAGCUGUGCAGAAGCUGAUGGUCCACAACUGGGAGUACCUGGGAAGACAACUCCAGUCCAGUGAUCAGCAGCAAGCUCCGGCCGUGGCAGCUCGCAGCUAAACUGUUCCUGUGCACGUGUGAUUGUGUGUAUUACUGUGAGGAUGAGUGUGCGUGUGUGUAUCAGCCAUUUUAAUGAUCAGCGACUCAUUUUGCUGUUACGACUUGAAAAUCAAUUUCCUCCCUCCACCUACAUCAUCUACAUCUCAAAUGAUCCUUGAUGUUACUUGAUUUGACUGUCUGUUUCGUGACGUGCCCUCUUGGCUAAGUGACGUGUGGUGAUUGAAUUCGCACUUUACGUCUGUGAUAAUGUAUAAAACUGCGAGUUAUUUAAGUCUUAACCUGUAAAACAUUGUUUGUGUCCAAAUAAAGAUGCUUAUCUAUGUGCUCCUCGGA
This is a messenger RNA of Solea senegalensis (Senegalese sole), 1921 nucleotides long. It is a transcript of the gene atp6v1h, whose product is annotated as ATPase H+ transporting V1 subunit H. Gene Ontology annotation, biological process: proton transmembrane transport. Bases 134 to 1588 code for a protein of 484 amino acids. Gene Ontology annotation, cellular component: vacuolar proton-transporting V-type ATPase, V1 domain; lysosomal membrane. The transcript has 14 exons. Gene Ontology annotation, molecular function: proton-transporting ATPase activity, rotational mechanism. The record is from RefSeq and is a predicted model, not a curated record. Lineage: Eukaryota; Metazoa; Chordata; Actinopteri; Pleuronectiformes; Soleidae.